Varanus komodoensis (Komodo dragon) is the source of this 1350-nucleotide messenger RNA. Its product is annotated as vomeronasal type-2 receptor 26-like. The record is from RefSeq and is a predicted model, not a curated record. Gene Ontology annotation, cellular component: membrane. The transcript is spliced from 3 exons. NCBI's taxonomy places the organism in Eukaryota, Metazoa, Chordata, Lepidosauria, Squamata, Varanidae. Gene Ontology annotation, molecular function: G protein-coupled receptor activity. The coding region runs from base 1 to 1350 and encodes 449 amino acids. Gene Ontology annotation, biological process: G protein-coupled receptor signaling pathway.
AUGCACAUGAUCCCAUCUGCAUCACUAUUUGAAUUCAUUACAGUGCUUCAUGAAAAGCUGAAACCAGUUAAUUCAACUGUCUUGCUGAGUGAGAUCAAUGUGAUUCUUGUCUAUGGUGACAGUCGGUCACUGCAGGGUUUAAGACUAAUUUUCCACUGGUAUGAAGUCUUCAAACUGACCCCAGUCGCCAGGCUUCAUUCUUUUCUGAGAAACAUCUGCUUUAAUAACGAUGCUGGGGAAGAGAUAUUUUUUCCUGAGAAUGGUGAUCGGCCUGGUAAAUUCAGUCUCCUCAACUUGGUAACUUUCCCCAGUGGAUCAUUCUGGAGAAUUCCAGUUGGUCAGGUGGUCCCCAUGGCUGCUGAAGAAGAUGUGUUCAUCAUAAAUGGAAGUGUCAUUGUGUGGAAUCACAAGCUGGAGCAGCGGAUGUUUUGCUUCUCACUUUCAGAUGCAGAACAAUGUGAGAUGUGUCCAGAUGAACAAUAUUCAAAUGAGAAGCAGGACGAAUGCAUUCCUAAGGAGAUAACCUACCUGUCCUAUGAGAAGCCCUUGGGAAUAACUCUGACUGUCUUAGCUCUUGUCCUUUCUGUGAUCACAGUUGCUGUGACCAGAACAUUCAGCGUGUACUGGGACACGCCCAUUGUCAAGGCCAACAACUGGAGCAUCACGUGUGCCCUGCUCGCCUCCCUGCUGCUCUGCUUCCUCUGCUCCUUCCUGUUCACUGGGAGGCCUGGGAGGGUGACCUGCCUUCUGAGGCAAACUGUCUUUGGCAUCGUCUUCUCCAUUACUGUAUCCUGUGUGUUAGCAAAGACCAUCAUGGUUGUCCUGGCCUUCAUGGCCACCAAGCCUGGAAACAGGAUGAGGAAGUGGGUAGGGAAGAGGCUGGCAGCAUCCGUCAUCAUUCUCUCUUCUUUCAUUCAAAGUGUAAUCUGUGUGGUUUGGCUGGCAACUUCUCCUCCCUUCCCAGAGUUUGACAUGCACUCUGAGGUUGGCAGAAUCAUAGUUCAGUGCAAUGAAGGCUCAGCUCUCAUGUUCUACCUAGUCCUGGGUUACAUGGGGGUUCUGGCCACCAUCAGCUUCACGGUGGCCUUCCUUGCCAGGAAGUUGCCUGAUACCUUCAAUGAAGCCAAGCUGAUCUCCUUCAGCAUGUUGGUCUUCUGCAGCAUCUGGGUGUCCUUCUGGCCCACUUACUUGAGCACCAAGGGGAAGUACAUGGUGGCUGUGGAGAUCUUCUCUGUCUUGGCCUCUGGUGCUGGCCUAUUGGGCUGUAUUUUCCUGCCCAAGUUGUACAUCGUCAUUCUGAGGCCCGAACUGAACAGCAGAGAACAGCUUGUCAGGAAAAAGCAAGUUUAG